AUGUUGUGCUUGUUGCUCCUGUUUCUCAUCCCGUGUGGAGCUCAAAUCUUCGAAAACAGCAAUACUGACCCAGCAGCACCUCGCCAGCGAGCACCUUUGGAUCUGGAGCGACAGAGCAUUCCACGGAAUCGUGCGCCUCCGAAACAAUCAAUCUCGCCGCGAAUACCCGACAUAGUG
This is a messenger RNA of Ostertagia ostertagi, 177 nucleotides long. Lineage: Eukaryota; Metazoa; Nematoda; Chromadorea; Rhabditida; Trichostrongylidae. The record is from the annotation of a GenBank genome assembly.